AUGCGCGAAAUCCAGGAAUCAAUCACAAUUGCAGCGCCUCCAUCGCAAGUCUGGAGCGUGUUAAUGGACUUGGAGUCUUGGCCAAAAUGGAAUACCUUCGUCACUUCGAUUCAAGUGCAACCGCCACAUACUGAACUCGCCGUUGGAAGCAAGCAGACCAUCACGAUCGAGAAUAACCAGACAUACACCAAUGUUGUAUCAGUAUUACAGCCUGAAAAAGAGCUUCGAUGGAACGGCAGUAUCUUGACACCGAUUAUCUUCGAUACAGAGCACUGGUGUCGCCUGGAAGCUGUCGAGGAUGGACGAUGGACGCGAUUUACGCAAGGGGAGCGUUUUUCUGGCAUCUUGGCACCAAUAGCUGCUGCUGCGGGAAAGCUGAACGAGCUACAGGAAGGCUAUGUGAGGAUGAAUCGAGAUCUGAAAAAGGUUGUCGAAGAAAGUAGAUAG
This is a messenger RNA of Fusarium oxysporum Fo47, 447 nucleotides long. RefSeq lists its product as uncharacterized. Lineage: Eukaryota; Fungi; Ascomycota; Sordariomycetes; Hypocreales; Nectriaceae. The transcript has a single exon. Bases 1 to 447 code for a protein of 148 amino acids. The record is from RefSeq and is a predicted model, not a curated record.